Fusarium odoratissimum NRRL 54006 is the source of this 2453-nucleotide messenger RNA. RefSeq lists its product as uncharacterized. Gene Ontology annotation, molecular function: DNA-binding transcription factor activity, RNA polymerase II-specific; RNA polymerase II cis-regulatory region sequence-specific DNA binding. Bases 609 to 2453 code for a protein of 614 amino acids. Gene Ontology annotation, cellular component: nucleus. The record is from RefSeq and is a predicted model, not a curated record. Gene Ontology annotation, biological process: regulation of transcription by RNA polymerase II. The transcript is spliced from 2 exons. Lineage: Eukaryota; Fungi; Ascomycota; Sordariomycetes; Hypocreales; Nectriaceae.
GCUUGCUGUCGGUGAUCAGUUACCCCCGUAGGGUGGCUUACAGAUGGCGUCCCUGUCCGUUUUCCUUGUCUGCCACGGACCACUAUGGCUUUCUCGGCGCUUGUUGGUCGGCCCUCGCCCUUUCACUUGGCACACACCCCCGAGCGACCUUGACUACGAUCUGAGAUCCUUGCCCAUAAGCUUCGACGGAUGAAGGUGGAUGGGAGAUCUAAAAGCUAAGAUUGCUGAAUCUGUCAACGGGCAUUUGUUUAUCAACGGAUCGGCGUCUAAACGAAGCCGUUGUCUAAAAGCCAGCCCUGGAACUCCACGCCCUAUCCCAAACGAGCGGGAGGAGACACAAGCAUCCUUCGCUUCGGCUUCAAAUAUCGCCAUAUUUCCUUGCCCCCAUUCUUAUCCUUGUCCUAUUGUGUCUAUUGUAACGUUCUGCUAUCUCCCAUUCUCUCCCUCCAUUCUCCAACUUGCUCAUCAAUAUCUCUCUUUCACCUCGCUUCCCAUUGCUUGGUACAUGAGUAAAGAAAUCUCCUUGUUCCGAGAACACCAUCAAACCACCCACGAGACUCAUUGUACUUCCUUCCAAACAAGUGUCCUUGACUUCAACAGAGGCUGCAAUGGAUACACCGUUUUCUGGUGACGAGCAAGCUUCUAGCUACACGAAUAUUAUCACGGGCCACGGUCAACAAUCACCUUGCGUGUCAGAGCUCACCGGUAUGGAGCCAUACUAUGCCCUCUCCUCGGGUCCUCAGGAUCAACCAUCUCAUCUAUCAUCAACUGGUCCGCUGUCUCUAGGCUCAACCCUAUCACAGCACCAAGAGAACCAACAGCAGACGUCACAUCCGACUCAUGACGCGACUGUGUAUGCUUCCAUGACCUCAGGUUUUCCAUAUCCGCCUCGAAGUCAUCUCCAAGUCUGGCCCUCACCUCCACCAGGAUCUGACGAUUAUGACAACUACUCUUACCAAAGUUCCCCAAGCAGUGGCAGUGCCCCAAUGAGCUGCUACAACCCAUCACCCAUUUCACCAAGGACGUGGUCUUCUCCAGACUUCCCUCUGUCUCAACCUACAGAUCCUCUCCAACAGAAUUCUUUCAAGAACCUCCGCAUUUGCACGCCGACAUCAAACGAAGGAUACCCCGUCAGAGGCCCUCGGGGCCUGACGCCUUUUUCAGGUGGCGGUAUGAAUCAGAUUUUCGAUAAUGAGAUUGACGGCCUGCCCCAAAACUACUCCCCAGUGACAAUUCCCAGUUCAUCAGCUGGAGCACUAUCAUGCAUCGGCUCCCCGCAAGAACCUCUUCUCGGGACCCCCGUGCUCAUGAAAGCUAGACAUAAAUCACCCGCCGGUGUACCGGAGUACCGCGCGAACUCAGAAGUGGUUCAAGAAGGCAAGGACCUUCAGGCCGCUGCUGCUGGUGGCGCCAAGACAGAUGAACCAUACGCCAAGCUGCUCUACCGAGCUCUGAUGAGUGUUCCGGAUCAUGCUAUGACUCUUCAAGAGAUUUAUCAGUGGUUUCGUGAGAACACUGAUAAGGACAUCAAGAAGGACAAGUCAGAGAAGAGACCGGGCAAAAAUGCCGAAGGCUGGCAGAAUAGCAUCCGCCAUAACCUGAGUAUGAAUGAUGCUUUUGUCAAACGAGAACACAAGCUGGCGUCAGACUCGGCGUCGAGAGCAACGGAGCAGGGUUCAGGCUCGACUAAAACUGGUGAAGCUAAAAAGGCGACCGAGUGGGUGUUGGAGGAUUGGGCCGUCCUGAAUGGAGUUGAGAGCACAACAAAAUACCGCGGCAAAAACACAUCACGUCGAGGAAUGGGGCGCAAGUACCAUCACCACCCAUAUGAUGACAGAUUUUCACAGCGACACAGCCCAAUUGCCGCCAAGGGAAGCUCAAUUGUCAAGGGCGAGUUCCCAACGAACGACAUGAGAAUGCGCGAGCGUCAAUACACUCAUGAAGUGAACAUGGCACCAAGGUCCCACCAUAUCAACCUCAUCGCACCCCCUCAUCCUCAUCCCAUACGCCGGGCGACUACAAUGCCGAGCAUGUAUCAGUCACCACAGCCGCAGCACCGAGGCUACGAAGGGCUGAUGAUGCCACGAGUCGAGAGAAUGCCCCAACCAAUCAUCAAGCAGGAAUAUUCUCCAAUGACACCCGACUCAAGUGGGUUUGGCUUCGUGCUUCCAGAGCCGAGCCUAAUACACGCGCAUGCAGUCAACUCUAGCGCCAGUAACAGCAACGGCACCACCGCGUAUACGCUGCCUAGUGGCACCCAAAGCAUGUACGUUGGCUCAUCUCCGUGCGAAUAUCCGUAUGGGAUGGUAGACGUCACAGGUGUCUAUCAAGGCAGCGGUCACAAUAGCCCUACUGGCGCUGGCGCUAGUGCUAGUGCUAGCGGCGGAGUCAACGAACGCCUCAUAGGGAUCGGCCCUAACGACGUCUACAGCUGGAACGGCCAGGCACUCUGA